This is a messenger RNA of Culicoides brevitarsis, 968 nucleotides long. It is a transcript of the gene CIA30, whose product is annotated as complex I intermediate-associated protein 30, mitochondrial. Gene Ontology annotation, cellular component: mitochondrion. The coding region runs from base 38 to 943 and encodes 301 amino acids. The record is from RefSeq and is a predicted model, not a curated record. Lineage: Eukaryota; Metazoa; Arthropoda; Insecta; Diptera; Ceratopogonidae. Gene Ontology annotation, biological process: mitochondrial respiratory chain complex I assembly; mitochondrial electron transport, NADH to ubiquinone. The transcript is spliced from 2 exons.
UUGUGUUACGACAUGCCGUAAAAUCAACACAAAAAAAAUGGCAUCGACGAUUUUUCAACGAGCUCUUCCGCGUUUGUUGUCUCACAGUCGUCGGGAAACGUGGAAAACGUUCAAUACGACUGCCGUUAAUUAUGACGUGUGGGAGCGUUCGCGGAAAGGAACGCAAUACGAGCAACAUACUGCCGAUAGGUUGUCGCGCAAGGAUCACAUCUUGAACGGAUUGAAAAUGCUCAAGUCGGAGAUUAAAUUGUGGCAGGAAGAGGUGAAGGAACAUCUGACUAUGGAUCCAAUUUUGGCUUAUCGUCCUGGCGAAGUCGAUAUUGCGUAUCAAUUCACAACAAAAGAGGAAAUCGAAAAGUGGGUUGUGACAGCUGACAGUGAUCACGGGCAGGGAUUUAGUAGUGCAGCGUUCGAUUUGAGUCCCGCCGGUUAUGGAUUGUUUCAUGGCAAUGUGAGGUCCGAUGUGCCCAAAGAUGGGAGAAUUAAACGUGCGGGAUAUUGCAAUGUGAAGAGUCCGAAAGCGAUGAAGUCCUUUAAACGGGAAAUUUAUCUCGAUUGGCAGCCAUAUAAUACGUUAAUCCUAAAAAUCCGUGGCGAUGGCAGAAAUUAUCUAAUAAACAUCCACACAGAUGGCUAUUUCGACAUCCUAUGGAACGACAUUUACCAUUACGUGCUCUACACUCGCGGAGGACCACAUUGGCAAAUUGCGAAAAUUCCCUUUUCGAAAUUUUUCCUCUCCAGCAAGGGUCGCAUUCAAGAUAAACAAGCUCCGAUUCCCUUGAACAAAAUUACGAGCGUUAGUUUCAGUGUGGGAGCAAAAGGCGAUAGUGACGGGCCAUUUAAUUUGGAAAUCGACUACAUUGGACUCGAAUUUGAUCCGAAUCACGUCGAGAAAUUCGCUUAUGAGAUGUACAAGAUGCCCAAAUAUAUCGUGGGUGUUUAAAUAAAUUCUUAAUUUUUAGUUGAAA